AUCUAGAAUCGGAUGAAAAAGAUGGCUUCCUCGAAACAACUAUCAGAGAGUCUAGAAUGCCCCAUCUGCCAUGAUCUACUUUCCAAUCCUAAACUUCUGCCAUGUUCACAUUCUUUUUGCACAAGUUGUUUGACCGAACUUCACUCUUUUCAGCCAGCUGAUUCCGCGUUAACUUGUCCAGUGUGUCGCCAAGAUGCAAAUGUUCCUGGAAAUGAUGUGAGUAACUUUCCAACAAAUCUUAUUGUCAAGUCCCUCGUCGAAGAUUUCAAAAGAAGGUCUGAUGCUAAGGCCGAGCGCAUAAAAGGGGAUGGAGAAAUCGCCAUUCAAACUUGUACGGUUUGUGACGGUGAUGAUCAAGACAUUGCAACAUACUAUUGCCAGAACUGUUCAGAGUUCAUUUGCGAAGACUGCUUGCAACACCACAAUAGAUACAAGCGGAAUGCAUGCCAUGAGACUGUGAAAGUAAUAGAUAUUAUGGCGGGAGUUGUCAAAAAGAAAUUCACAUGCCCUGAACAUCCACAGGAACUGCAGCAGUUCGUGUGUACCACAUGUCUGGUUCGAAUCUGCUGCAGGUGCCGGGAGGUCGAACACAAGGAAGAUCGACAUGAAGUCAUCGCGAUUGCCAUGUACGAAGAGAAUCAACAUGAGAAAAUGGCAAUUAUGUUGGCGAAAAUUGAUGAAAGAGGUGUUGAUAUCAAUAAUUACUUGUCUGUAUUGCAGGAGACGGGUCAAAAUGUAAAAAGUAUGAUUUCUCUACGACAGCACGAAAUUGAAAUUGCUUACGACACUGCAGAAGAACAAUUGCGAAGGAGAAGAGAUGAAUUGCUCAAUGAAUGCAGUAACGAUGGCAACAAAUUCUAUCAGGAAUUGCAAGAAAAAGAAGAAUGCAUUAAUACAUUUCUAGUAGCUGUAUCUGAUAGGGCCUCGCUUGUGAACGAUGGCCUGGGAAAACUUUAUCAACCAGAUCUAUCACUCACUGAUCAUGCAGCACGAUGGGGUGAUCUUGAAAGUUUUCUCACGAAUGAAGGCGUUUCCUCACUUCUCGCUCAGUCAUCAAACAUACGACAGCGUGCAGAAUCUUUGACCUCCCGUAUGGCGGCUCCUGCCAUUGAUCUUAACAUUGGUACUGUUCUCGUCAAGGACUAUCGGCUGGAAGGAGAACCAAAGAGUAAUAAUGCGAUGGCAAUAGCUCCGAGGAAAGGGGAUACUAUCUUUAAGAAGGAAGCCUUUGAUGACCUUGUUUCACAUCCUUCUACGUCGACCAACAUAACCUCCCAAGCAAAGCCCCCUUCCGACAGUCAAGCUCCUUAUGAAAGUCCAUUCGAUCGUCUUGAUCUUGAACUGGCUGAGCAAACAACACGACUCAAUGAGCUUGAAAGGAGUCUCAAAGCAGAAACACUCUCCCCACUUCUUGCUCAGGCAUCAAACGUAGUCCGCCGAGCAGAGUCGCUGGUUUUUCGUCCGACUCGUCCGGCUGAUCAUACCGUUGAUCUUGGUACUGUUCAGGUCAUGGAUCAGCAACGAAUUGAAGGAUCCUGUUUGUGA
Molecule: messenger RNA, 1545 nt
Organism: Lytechinus variegatus (green sea urchin)
Lineage: Eukaryota; Metazoa; Echinodermata; Echinoidea; Temnopleuroida; Toxopneustidae
Product: E3 ubiquitin-protein ligase Midline-1-like
Exons: 1
Coding region: 13-1545 (510 amino acids)
Biological process (GO): positive regulation of DNA-templated transcription
Cellular component (GO): nucleoplasm; chromatin
Molecular function (GO): zinc ion binding; ubiquitin-protein transferase activity
Source: RefSeq, a predicted model, not a curated record